AUGGAAGACAAAGCCCCGGAGUUCGUGUCCGUCAGCACCCCCGGCGGUUCCAAGCAGAUGACGCUCGCCCCGUUCAACGACAAGGCCACGCACACACCCAAGAAGCGGAAGGCAGACCACGUGGACAAGCCCAGCUCCAGCCCCGAGCCCAGCGGAUCUUCUUCUUCUUCUCCUCCUUCUGACAGUUGGCUCCGCAACUUAACCAGCGGCGGCGGCUUCUGGGGCAACGCCUACUGGUACGACCUGCAGCUAGAGAGGCGCCUGCCACAGGCCAAGCCCAUGCUCUCGCAGCUGGUGCUGGCGCUGCCGCCCUGCGACGACAAGCUCGUGCUGGACCUGUGCGCAGGCAGCGGCCGAGCCUCCGCCGCAGUGCUGGAGGCCUACCCGACGGCGCACUUGGCGCUGCUGGACUCGUCUAAGCAGCGGCUGGAGAUGGCGGCGGAUCGACUGGAGAAACUGCAGCCGGGAGCUAGGUACAGAGCGCAGUUUGCGACGCGAGAGGUGACGCCAACGCAGUCGACGGAGCUCUGGACCCAGCCUGUGGACGUGGUCGUGGGCUGUCUGGCCUUCCACGUGGUCGUGGAGAGGCCCGCGCACUACGCGCAGCCAGGAGAGGAAGACACGGAGGGGGAAAUGUCGAUGGAGGACAAGUACGAGCAGCUCUUCCGUGUGGUGUGGCGCUCGUUGCGUCCGGGAGGGCACAUCGUGUUUGCAGACCACGUGGGUCAGCUGUCGCUGUUCAAGCAGCUAAACGCUCUGGAACGCGCAGGGUUCGAAGAUGUCGACUGUGCGUGGUGCGUGGAUGGUUCGUUCGUGGGUGGAGGACGUAAACCUCUGGAUUAG
This is a messenger RNA of Phytophthora sojae, 843 nucleotides long. RefSeq lists its product as hypothetical. The transcript is spliced from 2 exons. NCBI's taxonomy places the organism in Eukaryota, Oomycota, Peronosporomycetes, Peronosporales, Peronosporaceae. The record is from RefSeq and is a predicted model, not a curated record. Bases 1 to 843 code for a protein of 280 amino acids.